This is a messenger RNA of Pieris brassicae (large cabbage white), 1989 nucleotides long. It is a transcript of the gene Rrp42, whose product is annotated as exosome complex component RRP42. The record is from RefSeq and is a predicted model, not a curated record. Gene Ontology annotation, cellular component: nuclear exosome (RNase complex); cytoplasmic exosome (RNase complex). Bases 112 to 1032 code for a protein of 306 amino acids. Gene Ontology annotation, biological process: nuclear mRNA surveillance; nuclear polyadenylation-dependent mRNA catabolic process; U5 snRNA 3'-end processing. The transcript has 6 exons. NCBI's taxonomy places the organism in Eukaryota, Metazoa, Arthropoda, Insecta, Lepidoptera, Pieridae.
AGGUAAAAACGAAAAGUAAACAAUUGGUAAACAAAAACACAUGGAAUUAUUGUGAAAAAUGUUUUUACUUUAACCUUUAAACUAAGCUUUAAAAUAAAUAAAUAAUACAUUAUGGCAGGAUUACUCUUAAGUAGAACUGAGAAAGUUUAUAUUGUUAAUGGCAUUGAGGAAGAUUUCAGGUCAGAUGGUCGCUCCAAUUAUGACUACAGGCCCAUUGAGUUGGAGACAAAUGUCGUGAGCCAUGCAAGUGGGUCGGCGAGGUUACGAUUGGCCAACACUGAUAUUCUUGUUGGUAUUAAAACAGAAGUAGAUAUUCCAAAACCUGAAACACCAGGAUUAGGAAAGAUUGAAUUUUUUGUUGAUUGCUCAGCCAAUGCAACUCCAGAGUUUGAGGGAAGAGGUGGAGAACAAUUAGCUAACCGUAUAUCCAAUAUACUCCAAAGAGCCUACCACGCAUCUCAAGCAUUUAAUCUCAAACAGUUGUGUAUCUUUGAAGGAAAGCAAUGUUGGAAACUCUAUGUGGAUAUUUUAAUACUUGAAUGCGGUGGAAAUUUAUGUGAUGCUGUAUCAUUGGCAGUGAAGGCUGCACUUUUUACUACAAGAAUACCAUUUGUCAAAGCAGCAUUAAUGGAUGGUGGAGAUGUGGAUUUACAGUUAUCUGAUGAUCCUUUUGAUAGUAAGCCUUUGGUGGUUGGGACUGCCCCAUUGUUGGUUACACUGUGUAAAAUUGGAAAUAAAUUUGUAGUUGAUCCAUCAGCUGAGGAGGAAUUUUGUAGCAUUGUAUCAGUUGUCAUUGGUGUGUCUGGUAACCCUGCACAUUACACUACAGAAAAAAUCGAAAAUGUAGAGAGUAAAUUCACUACUAUUGGCAUGAGCGGGGUUGGAGGCCUAGUUCCUGAUACAUUGAAGAGUGCUAUUAGUCAGGGAAUCGUUGCUGCAAAGUGUCUUGAUAGUGCAUUGGGAAGAUCUUUAUUGCGCGAAAGACAAGAUAUUUGUUCAUAUAAAAAAGAUUCAUAUGGUUUCUUAAAAUAAAAUAAAAAAACAAUUUUUGAAUACAAUUAAUGAAGCCUUGAUAUAAAUCUGAAUUUUGUAAAUUUUACACUAAAGGCAACACAAGAUUCAUUAGCAUCUGCUACUUAUCGCGGAUUGUUUAUCGUGGACUGAACUCGUAAUUUAUCGUACUCGUAUAAUUUUCGGCGAUGUUUAAAAAAAACAAUACAUAUAGUUAACAUAUAACAUAACUAAAUUGGGUUUGAAAUAAAAUAUAAUUGGUCACCGAAAUACCUUUAUUAGAUUAAAUAGAAGAAAAAUAAAUUAUUCUAACAUUUCCACCACCAAAUAUCACAAUACAGUCCUGUAAUCAAUCACUUAUCACAAUAUUUUUAAAAGAAUAAUAUUAUUCAAUUAAAAACAUCCCAUUCUAAAUAAUAAAAAAUAUAUUAGGCAAGAUUAUAUCCAUAUAAUAAACCUAUAAUAACAUUUGAAACAUAAGUGACAGUAACAUUUAUUUAAUAAUAAUACCUAUUUAUGACCAGCUGAUUAUACAUAAUACAAAUAUAUAUUUAGAAAAUACCUUUUACAUUGGGGCUUUAAUAAUGAUUAAGUAGAUUCUGUGAUGAUUGCAUUAAAAAACCAAAUAUUAUAUUUGUUUGAACACAGUAUCAAAAUAUUUGACAUCCAUACUGACCACUUAUGUAUUCAAAUAUGUAAUACAUACUUAAAUUAGGGCUCUUCUUAUUUUUCAUUUUUGCAUCAGACCGCCAUUCGCUUCUGUUUCUCAUAUAAGCUUUUAAGGGUUGCUACCCCGUGAACAAAGUUUGUAACAAUGGUGCACAUCAACAAUAAUCCCUUCUUUUGAAUGUGAAAAUUUUCACGCAAAAGUAGUAAAUGAUAACAAAAACAAACUACUUUGUUAUCAUACGUGAAAUUUAAUAUUUGUGAGUUUCAGUUGUGGAAGGAAGGAAGUUACUUAAUAAAUUUUCAAAAAUA